UGAGGUUAUUUUUCAUUGUGAGCGCCAAAUAUUUCUUUUCUCAUUUUACUAUUUAAUACAAAAAAGUAUUUAAAAUGCCACAAACAGGCGCAACAAGAUAUCAGAAGUUUCUUAAAUCGGAGAAAUCGAAAACCAAGUUAAAGAAUAAACAAGCUAAGAAGAAAGACUUACCAAGGGGUACGAACGUAACGAAGACGAAUUUUAAAGUCAAACAGAUCGUAAUAAAAGAGCAACUGAAACAGCAUGGUGACAACGAAGCCUUGUCUGCUCGGAAGCUAAACGCGAAAGAGCUCUUGUCGAGAUUAAAUCAUUUUAACACACACUCCUGUAAAGAUGCCCUAGAAGGUAUAAAGGAACUGAUAAGCGGCCAUGUGAAUGUGUUGGAAGACAACCUGGGCCAGCUUAUUAAUGGAGUGGCUCCAUUGGUACUUAAUAUUGAAGCUGUUGUUCGCAGAGAGGCUUUGAAGGUCCUACAUUUGAUGCUUUCUAAUGUAACUGUAGAAAAAACAGAACCUUUCUUUGAUAUCCUGUCUACUUACCUCAGAAGUGCCAUGACACACAUAGACAACAGGAUUCAAGAGGACUCCCUACUGUUUCUUGAUAUACUCCUCAUUUGCUGUUCUGAAAAUGUAGCAAAGGAUUUCCACAGGAUCAUUCCAAAUUUUUUAGAUAUGAUUUCCAAAUUAAGGGUAGAUUCGAAGCCAGGAAGAACACUGACUGUCAAUUUGAGCAGCCAAAUUACUAGUGUAAAAUGGAGAGUUAAAGUAUUACACAGGCUGCAAGACUUUCUAAGAAAGUAUGUGGAACACAACAAAAUCAAUGUAGUUGACAAGGAACUCGCAGCCAACACAAAAUUCUUUGACAGUUCUAAGAUGAACCACUACCCCUUAUACAAUCAUAGUUACACAGCAGUAUGCCACGUGUCAUCAUUUUCAGCUAAGAAUACACAAGAUGCAUCAAUUGAUGAGGCUGAGAAAUUCAUAAAAUACAUUGAAACUUUAAUGCCUCUGCUUUUUGAGGCUUGGGUUGAAGUAUGUGCCAAUGCUAACUCGGACAAAAAUAUUGAAACACUAGUGAGUGAGGACUCAGCAGGGUUAUUAAAGCGCAUCCUGGAAGUAGUAACAUUAUUGUGGGACCUGGUCCAAUACCUUAACAAGAAGAAUCCUCACUCUAACAUUGAAAACCUGUUUAGGCAGAAUUACCGCAAGCCUUUCAGUCAACACUUUGUGCAACCUUUCCCAUUUGCCACAAACAUAAGGUCACGACAACAAAGAGGGAGCCAAACCAACACAAACUUUGAAGAUUUGAUUACAGAUCCUAAGUUAAUUAUUGAAAACUUACUCAUUUGCCAAAUGUUUAUUGCUCUCAAUCCAAAUGUGCACAUCAAAAAUCAGAGCAAGGAAAUAAGUUCAGUUCUCAACUACAUGGAAAAGAUAUUUAAUGAGCAUGCUGAAGUUGACGUCAGUGAUCUCCUGAUUAAGAUUUUAGAUAAUGUAUUCUCCAAUGAUGUCAAUAAUUGGACAAGAACACUUUCUGUCAUGGAUGCCCUAUUGAGAAAAGUAAUAUGGGCAUACUUUAACAAAAAUCUGCCAAGUCAAUUUAGACAGAAGAUCUUUUCUCUUCUCUGUAAAAUAGCACUGAGUGAUAAAUUGGCUCAUUUUCAUGCAAGUGAUGCUUAUGACAUAUGGCUCAAGAACUUGCCUGAUAUCUUACUUGAGGAUUCAGUAACUGUGCAAGUUGUUGAUAUCCUGAACAAGUUUGCUGUUGCAAAUAACACAAUCUUCAAUUCUGUAGUUAAACCAAAACUGCUCAAUAUUAUUGAAAACCUACCAAAAAUUUCUGUAUCUGACAGUGUAAACCCUACAAGUUACUAUAAGAUUUUCUCCUUACUAUAUUGGAUCAAGUGUUGGGAUGAUGCAUCAUUGAAUUUAUUGGAAAAUCAGUUGAUCAACAAUGCUUAUGAUUUGGAUCAUGGGAAAUAUAUUUUUGAUACUCUGAGACACAGAAGUGCUGUUAAUGUAUGAUAGUAGUAACAGCUCAGAU
Cydia amplana is the source of this 2043-nucleotide messenger RNA. Its product is annotated as testis-expressed protein 10 homolog. The transcript is spliced from 2 exons. Gene Ontology annotation, cellular component: nucleus; MLL1 complex. The coding region runs from base 75 to 2024 and encodes 649 amino acids. The record is from RefSeq and is a predicted model, not a curated record. NCBI's taxonomy places the organism in Eukaryota, Metazoa, Arthropoda, Insecta, Lepidoptera, Tortricidae.